AUGAAUGAGGAAGAUGAGUUUGGUAUGAGCAAGAUGUCGCGGGACGCUGAUCCAAUGGAGAACGAGGCUAAAAGUUGUGUAAAAGAUCACCCUGACUUUAAAUUUCUAGACACCAACGAGAUUCGCACGGCUGUGGCGUGUGAAGAUAAGCACGCGGUGCCUGUAUGGAUGACUGACCUGCCCGUGGAGAAAGAUCCGAGCCAAUGGACGAUUUUGGAGGUGCAGAUCCGUCCUGAUCGCUCAUGGGAAGUCAUAAAGGAGCUCAUUGCUACUAUAUGCAUCAGCAAAGGUCUUUUAAUCGCCGAAGAACAUGCCAAUUGGGUACUAUUCCGGAAGAAAGUGAUGCAAGAAUCGAUGGCUCAUGGCAUGGCCAAUACUUCUACAUUUCUCAAUGUUUACGUACGCAUUGGUGUAUCCCCGACGAAGCUGCGUGUGGUAGAUAUCUGUGCGUUGGUAUUGGACGAGAGCAAGCUCCUGGGUGGCAUGAUACCAACAGGAAAAAAUAGUUUGUGGACUGCUCAAGACCACAAUCAACCACACAUGUAUGCACUGGACCAAUUAUUAGGAGCAUUGCAAUCAACGCUGCUUAGUCAGUGUCUAUCGCUAAGUCAUUUGUAUAUGUCCAGUCCUGAAAACUCCAUGGAUGCAGUUGAAAAUGUUGAGCUGGAUGAAGGAUAUAUUGCAGACAUAAAGCAAGCGUUUAGCAGUGAGAUGAAGGCAAACAUAAGAGACCUAUGUAUCCCCUUGGAAUCGUAUGCGUAUGACCAAGAGUUUGCUUGCGCUCUACUGAUCGGUUUACUUGAACCAACUUUGAAAAAAUACGCGAUCAAGCUAACGGACAAACCUACAGGUGACGGAAGCGCGAUAAAUGACACGAGUGUACCUGCUGCGAGCGUUGACGUUCUGUCAAUGAAUGAAGAUAAACCAGCUUCCAAAGAGGUGCAGACGCCUUCAUGUCAUGAAACAGAACCUGUAGAUACUUCCCCAUCAACAAUGCAAGCAACUUCUGUUGAACCUGGGAAAAGCUAUGGCGAGGUGAUUACCGAGAUGAUUCAAAAUCUGUGGCGGGUGUGCAAGGAAGACUGCGAGGUGAGAUUGCGAGCAACAAUUAAAGAAAAGCAGCAGCAGGUGACUGCGCGUGUAGAAGCUGUGCAAAGGUUACGGGCUCGUGCAAUCCGGGCAAUCAUGGAAGCAGAAAAUGCGGAAGUAUCAAGCCUUAUCCAAUCUGAAGGUGAUGACCGGAAUAAUGUUCUUCUCUACGAGGCCUCUUGCAUGGUAAAUGGUAUUCCUGUUACGCUCCACGUGACAUAUGGAAACUUUAUUUAUCGGACGAUGGUACCCGUGUUUGCACACACCACGCUGGUCUCUUUUGAAGACGUCGUGAAUGUUGCACAAACUACAUCGUUUGGUAUCCAGGUAGUGUCCGUGGAGCUCGACUCAACAAAGCAUGCGAAGGGAAUCACAAUUGCUAUGGGGCUCGAAGUGGACUUGUUAUUCCAGCUCCUGCACGAGCUUUUCUCAAUGCACCAACGUGAGAUCAAGGAAAAUAUUGUUGCUUUGCCUCCAUUGCAACAACAAGAAACCGAAAAGAACCCGAGCGAGCUUCAAAAAAUUAUAGGCUCCGACGAAGAGGAAACAAAGGAGGAUAAGAUUCCACGAAUCGUGUCUACUUCAUCGCCAAAUGCUGGUGAUGAGUCUGAAGCAGUUAUUGUCUCGCCGGAGUAG
Messenger RNA from Peronospora farinosa, 1725 nucleotides. The record is from the annotation of a GenBank genome assembly. NCBI's taxonomy places the organism in Eukaryota, Oomycota, Peronosporomycetes, Peronosporales, Peronosporaceae.